This is a messenger RNA of Cannabis sativa, 1740 nucleotides long. RefSeq names its product L10-interacting MYB domain-containing protein. Bases 290 to 1597 code for a protein of 435 amino acids. The record is from RefSeq and is a predicted model, not a curated record. NCBI's taxonomy places the organism in Eukaryota, Viridiplantae, Streptophyta, Magnoliopsida, Rosales, Cannabaceae. The transcript has 5 exons.
AAACUAGUUUGGUUGGAUAAUUUUCUAUCAUUCUUUUUAAGUUGUACUCAACUUUAAUUAUUUUUUCAGUGAAAAUGGUUAUUGUUAAAUUUAUAUUUCUGAGAGAAAAUAUAAAAAAUAAUAAUAGUUACAACAAAAUCUAAGACCAAACAAUAAAUUCGUAUCUCCCUAUCCCGGAUAACCCUAAACCCCUUUUGCCAAUGGUGAAGAGUCCGCUGUCUGUGAGUCUCAAUUGUUCGAUCUCUAUCUCGCCUAACAGGCUGAAUCAGAAGAAGAUUGAGUUGAGGCAAUGGAGAAUGGCGAAAGUUUGAGAGCUAAUUGGACUCCAUCUCAGGACACCUAUUUCAUUACCCUUUUGAUGGAACAAGUUAGAAAAGGGAACAAGACUGCUCAUGGGUUCAAAAAGCAGUCAUGGGCUGACAUGAUUGUGCUGUUCAAUUCAAAAUUUGGGUUUCACUAUGAUACUGAUGUUCUAAGGAACCGAUACAAAAGAUUGAGGAAGCAAUAUAAUGAAAUGAAGAGUCUUGUUAAUCAAACUGGGUUUAAGUGGGAUGAUUCAAUGCAUAUGGUAAGAGCUGAUGAUAAGGGAUGGAGUGAAUACAUUAAGGCCAACCCGGAAAUGCAACCAUACAGAAUGAGAGUUGUGCCAUAUUAUAAUGAGUUGUGUAUAAUAUGUGGGCAUGCUGUUGCUGAUGGAAGAUACAGUCUCUCGUGUUUCGAUUUGGACUUUGAAAAUGAAGGAUUGGAAGCUAUGAAUUCCACAAAGGAUGAUCCUAAAAGAAUUGAUUGGUCAGAGUGUAUGGAACAGUUUUUUACUGAACUAUUGUUGGAGCAAGUUCAUAAGGGGAACAAAAUUGGACGAGUCUUCAAGAAGAAAUCAUGGGUUUGCAUGAUCUCAUCGUUCAAUUCCAAAUUCGGUGUCCAGUACAGUAGAUAUGUAUUGAAAAAUCGUUACAAUAUACUUAGAAGGCAUUACAAUAACAUACAGAUUCUGCUUAGCCAAGAAGGUUUUAAGUGGGAUAAAGUACAGAAGAAAGUGGUAGCUGAUGAUGUGAUAUGGGAUCAUUAUGUGAAGGAACACCCCAACUUCCAAACGUACAGAAACAAAGCAAUGGCAUUUUAUACUGAUAUGUGUGCCAUUUGCCGAAAUGAAGGUACUUUGAGAAAAGAGCGAAAAGAUCCACCGAGUUGCAGCACACCAAUUUUAAAAAAGGAAGCCACAGAGGAGAAAGAAAGUGGGGAUCCAAUGCCUACUAUGAACAAGACUGGUUCACAUGAAAAGAAAAGGGGCCACCUUGAGGUUACACCAACUUCACAAACCUAUGAACUAGAGCAGAGAAUCGACGAAAAUGAUGUUGGAGAUUCUUUUAUAGAGAUGGCAGCUGCAGUAUCAUCUUUCACAAAGAAACAGAAGGAAGAGAAACCUGUGUCAAUAGAGAAUGUAAUAAGAGUUCUGCAGUCUAUUCCGGAUAUUGAUGAUGAUUUGCUACUGGAUGGUUGUGACUUUUUAGAAGAUGAAAAAAGAGCCAGGAUUUUUUUAGCUUUGGAUUCAACCCUUAGAAAGAGGUGGUUGAUUAGGAAACUUCGUCCACAAUAAUAAUCUCUCCAACAUUGAUAACAGUCAUAAAAAAAAUGUAUAACAGGCCUUUCCUAUUGUUUUAUUCUUAGGCGCCAUGAUAUAGCCUCAUAUGUAAUAAACAUCAUUUUAUAUGCCUCUGUUAUUGUUUUUGCCAAAUUUAA